AUGUCGGAUGUGAGUGAGGGUGAGAGAACUCCAAGGCUGGGCAGAAACUCAUCUGCAAACAGAAAGGCAGGGGAUGACUCGGGCAAGAGCGUGGAAAUCCCGCCGAUUUAUCGACUCAAUUCAUCAGACAGCACAGGCGCCCAAAUAAUCGGCUGCGUGCUCAAUGGGGAUAAUUACCUGACAUGGUCACGAGCGAUGUUAAUCGCUCAACGGGCAAGAAACAAAUUGCCCUUCAUCGAUGGGAGUCUGGAGGUACCGGAAGUGAACGAUCCUCUCCGAGGCUGCUGGGAGAGAUGCAAUUCAACAAUCCUGGCGUGGAUGUUCAACACCAUGGAUGUGAGCCUUCAGGCGACGGUCACGUAUGCCGUGGACGCCGGAAGCUUGUGGAAUGACCUAAAAGAGAGGUAUUCAGAGGGAAAUCAAUCUAGGGUUUUCCAAAUUAAAACCGAUAUUUGUCUCUUACGGCAGGAAGGAUUAAGCAUUCGGGAAUACUACAACAAAUUGAAGCUGCUGUGGGACGAAUUGGAGAUUUACCUGGAGCACCCGGGUUGUAGCUGGGGGGCAGUAGUCGCGAUGGCAGUGCAGAGGGAGACGAAGAAGUGCUUCCAGUUUCUGAUGGGGCUUACCUCCGAAUUCAACACGAUUCCGUCGACGAUUCUGAGCAUUGAACCGAUGCCAAAUUUGAAUAAAGUCUACAAAAUGGUGGCAAAUGAGGAACGGCAACGAUUGGUGACGAGAGCUCGAGAAUCGGCCCCGGAAUCUGCCGUCUUCUUCGUCAAAGCGGAAGCAGAGCACGGGCAAGGAAGAAUCGGAGCAUCGAGACACAUGACAAGAUGCCUCGAAAAUUUUUCGGGAACGAUUGCAAUCAAAGGUGGAGCACCGGUAUAUAUUCCUAAUGGGGGCAUGGUAAAAGCCACCCAAACAGGAAAUGUGAAAAUUGCCGGCAUGAUGGAAAUUACGGACGACCGCACCUCGAGGAGAACGAUUGGAGUGGGUGAGCUUCAAGGGGGGGUCUAUUACCUGAGGCGAGUGGCUACCACACCGCAGACAUGCCAGGCAGUCCUUGAGGAAUCUAGGGAUCUCUGGCACCGGAGGCUUGGUCACCCAUCUCGUCUGAUAAAAUUGCAUGUCGUGGUGUCUGGGUAUAUCUUCUGCGAGAAAAAUCUGAAGCUCGGCGUUUAUUAUUGA
Punica granatum (pomegranate) is the source of this 1188-nucleotide messenger RNA. NCBI's taxonomy places the organism in Eukaryota, Viridiplantae, Streptophyta, Magnoliopsida, Myrtales, Lythraceae. The record is from RefSeq and is a predicted model, not a curated record.